Molecule: messenger RNA, 558 nt
Organism: Chlorella variabilis
Lineage: Eukaryota; Viridiplantae; Chlorophyta; Trebouxiophyceae; Chlorellales; Chlorellaceae
Exons: 7
Coding region: 1-558 (185 amino acids)
Biological process (GO): protein folding; chaperone-mediated protein complex assembly
Cellular component (GO): nucleus; cytosol
Molecular function (GO): protein-folding chaperone binding; Hsp90 protein binding
Source: RefSeq, a predicted model, not a curated record
AUGCAGCCGAUGGUGCUAUGGGCGCAGCGAGCCGACCGGCUGCUGCUGACGAUCGAUCUGCAACAAUGCGUGGACCCCGAGAUCAGCAUCAGCAACGAUGGAGCUGCAAAGGCUGGCAAGCUGACCUUCCGCGGCCACGCACACAGCCAUGCCACGGGACCCGAGGAGCACGACUAUCAGCUAGACCUGGAGUUUUAUAGCGAGGUGGAUGACAAGGACAUUAAGCAGGACACCACGGAGCGCUUCAUCACGCUGGUGAUUGCCAAGAAAGGCCCGCACGAGCACUGGCCACGUCUGCUCAAGGCGGCGGGCAAGCCGGCGCCGAAUGUGGACUGGGACAAGUGGGUUGACGAAGAUGAGGAGGAGGAGGAGGGCGCGGACAAGAUGGGUGGCUUGGACCUGUCGGCGCUCCAAAACUUCCAAAACAUGGGCGGAGGCAUGGGUGGCAUGGGCGGCGGCUUUGGGGCAGACAUGUCGGAUGAUGAGGAGGGCGGGGCCCAGAAGGGUGGAGAGUCGGAUGACGAUCUGCCAGACCUAGAGCCCGUGCCGCAGAAGUGA